Molecule: messenger RNA, 11012 nt
Organism: Plectropomus leopardus (leopard coralgrouper)
Lineage: Eukaryota; Metazoa; Chordata; Actinopteri; Perciformes; Serranidae
Gene: fbxo33
Product: F-box protein 33
Biological process (GO): positive regulation of protein ubiquitination
Molecular function (GO): protein binding
Source: RefSeq, a predicted model, not a curated record
AGGAAGAAGCGUUGCUGUAAUUCGCCGCUGCAGCACCGAUUUUUAAAAACGGUUGUAACAUUUAAUUUUAUACCUGGUUGGUUUUCGGAUAGCAGCCUUCUCAGCUCGCCAUGGCUCUGUGCGGGGGUGUCGGAGCCAUGGCUUUACCUAGCGAGCUUAUCGUCCACAUAUUCUCCUUUCUGUCCGACCGAGACAAGCUCCGGGCCUCGGCCGUGUGUUCACGAUGGAGGGAGUGUCUCUUCUACCCCGCGCUGUGGACCGAGCUCAAACUGCGGAUAGGUGGCGGUUGUAACGGCGGAGGCUCCAGCUCGGAGGAGACCCCGAAGCUGGAGUUUCUCAUGCGUAAGUUUGGCUCCUUCGUGAGGGAGCUGCAACUGGAACUUGCACCGGUGGAAGGCUACCUCAGCCCGCUGAACAACGAGCCGUCGUCCACCAGGAUGGACCAGACCGAAAACGACCCGCAGCUCUCCGAGCGAUGGAGAGACGCCAUGGCCACCUACUUGGACCAGGUGUUGUGUGUGUUCUCCAGCAUCCGCAACAACAGAAACCUGCGGAAGUUAAGUCUGUAUGGAGACACCUGUAUUCUGCAGCAGGAGGGACUGUUGGACAGCUCCAACCUGCACCAAAUUCACCAGGGGGACAAAAAGAUCAAUGAAAUCCAGCAGUUGUUUAUGGAGAUGUUGUCUAACAGCAGGCAGCUGAGGUGGUUGUCCUGUAGCUUCAUGCUGGGCCUGGUGACUCCCUGCUCCUUAGCCUGCCUGUCAAAUCCUUCAGCUGAGACCCUGCAGCACCUUAGUUUACUGGACCACCAGUUGGGUCCCCUCAUUUCACCAUCCGAGCUGGAUCGUCUAUCUAAUCUUCAUUCUCUGGCUCUGGAUUUUUCUGAUCUGACAUCUGAGCUUUGUGGUUUGCUUGCAUCUCCACGCCGAACUCCACUGCAUCGCCUCUCCCUGCUGCUUAAUGGCGCUGCCCUGGAGUUCAAACCACUUGAAGGGACCGCUACAGAGGAAGAUUGGAAGGCACUGAUUCGUGUGAGUGCCAACCUGCGAGUGUACAUCAUGGCCCUGGAGGUGGACAGCUCCGAGCUCCUCCGGGUCCUAAAGCCUAGCCUUCCUCUGGAGCGCCUCCACCUCGACAGUUACAGCACACUGGUGACCGACGCCACGUUGGAGCUCAUCUCUCAGCAGUACAACAAAACGCUGACUCACUUCCUGCUCCUGAGGGAUGACCCCGACUUCCCUGACCUCAGCAUCAAUCGAAACGAAGACCCGUUGGUCCUCAUGGCAUGGAGGUGUACUCAGCUAGCUGUACUGGUGAUACAUGGUUACACUGUAUGGUCCCAUAACUUGGUGGCCAUCUCUCGGCUGCGAGGCUCCAGCCUCCGCAUCCUGACCGUCUCUGAGGAGAGCAUCGACUUCGAUCCGGACCAAUCUGUGUGCAUGGAGGGCGACCCGGUCCAUAACCUGGUCAAAGAAGUUUCUCUGGGCCUCAGCCGCGUCUGGCACCCUUGCCUAGAUUCCAGCCUGGUUUUGUCUGAACCUACCCAGCACUUCCACCGCGAGCUGCACGCCUUCAGCUUGGGCAUGUAGGCAGGGACGGCAAGUCCAACACAUCACAGCCUAACCUGCGUCAAGACCAGGCCAGACUGAUCAAGUCCAAGUCAACUCAGACCUCUAAACCAGGCCACAAGCAGACCUGAGGGGGAAAUCUAAACUGGAUUUUGAAACAAUCUCUGAAAUACAUUUAUGUGAAAUGAUGUGAGCUGAUUGGUUUUAUUUUACAUAAUAUUAUUAUUAUUAUUACAGUAGUAAUAAUAAUAUAGUACAUUUUGUUUCUUCACAAGGGUUUUAGCAUACAAUCAAGACCUACCAUUUUCCAAAUCAUUCCCGGUUUUCUUUCUCUUUAUUAUCCAGCGACUUGGAAAACCAGAUUAAAUAUUUGAUGUUUUAAAUACAUUUUCCAAUGAAUAUCCCCUUUAAAACAGGAUAUUCUAAAUAAAAGUUGUUAUUCAUCACACCAAUCUGUGGUCUCUGACCAUAGACAAGGUAUAAGUUAUGACCAUUUUUAAUUUUUCUGCUAAAAUGGCUCACUCUGAAGCUUCAAACACCCUCUCAUCCGACGUGGCCCUGUCUGGUCUGGUCUUGAUGGACCAGUGUUUGGAGCUUGUUGUCUCUUCUUCUCCUUAAUAACCUCCAGAGCCUCUGUAUGAUGUAACUUUGAUUUGUUUUUCCUUUUUUUCUUCUUUUUAUUUGACUGUUUGUCAUCCCUCCCUGCUCUGUGUAUUAUCUUGUUUUUCCUGUGUGGUGGUUCCCUUGCCUGUAUAGGCUUUGUGUGUAUUUAAAUACUCAUAUAUUAUUAUCCUGCUCACAGCUAGAACAGGACAGGCAGGCGGGUUGAGUGAUGGACCAGUGGGAUUUUGGGGAGUAAUGCAUUAGUUUAGUGAACACAUUUUAUUUUAUUUUUAUUUUUCGUUAAACCUUUGCUCUGUGUCGGUCUGUCUUUCUGCUCCAUUCUAGCAAACGUUGGAGUUUGUAAAGUAACCAAUCAGUCACUUCCGGGGUAACACAAACAUAGCUGCUGCUUCUGUUGCUCUGAAAGAGCACCGUGUGCACUUGUCCACUAGUUUGAGAGCGUUGACAGCAGGGUGGGAAUCUCCACUGUAAUGUGGCUGACUGUGGCAGCUGCUGGUUUCAGCAACAACCACGUCAGUGUUAUGACUGAUUGAUGGUCAUGUAAACGGGUUUAUAGAGCACCUUACUGAUGGUGUUAUGGAGAAUAUUGUUACAUGUUUGCAGCCAACACACUUCCCACCCUGCUCACUCGUCGACUUUUAGGGAAACCUCGCUAGUCGAUUGAAUAGGGAGCCUCGUCUUCCGACUGACAUUCAGAGUCGAACUUUGAAAUUGAGCCCGUCACAGUACAACACCCCAGCGCUCUGUUUUAUUUUGAUUUCUUGUAAGCUGUUAGUAAAUCUUUGCAUCUCGCUUCUAUAUCCAGGUUGAUUUUAGCUGCCUUUGCUCUCCUUCAGGAAUCAUGGAUUUCUGACUGGUAUCACUGGUUCCAGAGCCCUUUUCUAUUAAAAUGUCAAGUUAAAGAAACGGAUCAUAACAUAAGGGUCUCUGAGAUUUAAAAACCCUCAGAUAGUCCUUAAUUAUUCUAAAGAGGACGUAGGCUUUGAUUCCAUAAUGCCAUAUAUAUGGAAAUCUAAAUUCUUGUUGCAGCCACACAGAGAAAACCAGUUUUCUGUGGGCACAGCUUUCCAAGGUGGCAAACCUAGGUUUUGCAGUCAUGCCAGCAUAUUUGUAGGCCGGAACUAGUUUUCUCUACAGUGGAGUUCCUGUUUCGGAGUAUAAACAUUUCAUGAUAACGAACAGGGAAGAGAAAAGAAUGCAAUGAAUGUAACUUAACUUUCAUUCUGUCAGCCAGUCAGGUUUUUAUGUAAUAUCGAAGGCCUACUGUAUAACUCUGUUUGCCUCAGAGGUUUGGCAGAUGCAUAUCUUGCCACAGCAGCUGCUGAGUAAAUGGAUUUGGACAUUGUAGGUUUCACUUGAAGCCAACAGCGGUUGUUUUUGGGUGGUUUAUUCCGAGAAGUGGCACCUACAGCACAACAAGGCUUUGGGCGUAUUUCUGUGACGAAAAUUUUCUGUCAGUCUCAGGUAGGCUUUUAACAUCACUUUGAUCAGGACAGCGGCGGUGAUGAUGUCGAGUCCAGUGUGUGAAACAAUCAGUGUGAGAUAUAUGUUAUUUUUUUAAUUUCCUUUUGAGUCACAGUUGCCUUGGAAACAGCCCCUUGUUUUCUGGAUACAGUUGUUGUUGUUGUUGUUGUUGUUUAUGAUGUUGUUUAUCUUGCCAUCUGAUAAACCCUCGUUCCACCUCGGUUUUGGGGGGGGAUCAGUUAACCUAAUCAUACAUUUGUUUUCAAAGAUUAAGGUUGAUAAAGACUGAAGAAUGGCAAAAACCAGUUUGCUCAUUGCACAUGUUUUAUAUCUGCAGUCGAUGUUGUGGGGGACGGAGAGCAGCUGUGGAGGGAAGGGGAUCCAUGCUGCCAAUAAGCGGACCUGCUGGGCCCAAUUAACGUCUGAACUGAAUGUAGUUGAUUUUCUGGGGUGAGAUCAUUUCUGCCUGGAACAUUGGAUCUCUUGGGUGUGCAACUGUUUUCUCAGGCUGUCAUUAAUGCCUGCAAAGGCGACUUGAAUCAUAGUCGUUUUUAGUGUCGGAUUCUAGCUUUUGACAAUUACGACUACAGGUGAGUGGCGUUGCCUUUGCCCUAAUAACUGAAUUUAAUGUUCUCUCACUCUGUCGAAGUACAAGCGUGCCAUGAUUAGGGCCCCAGCCGGGCAUUGCCGACUAAAUAUCUUGCAAGUACGAAGAGAUAACUAGGCCGAGUAUGGUUACAUCUGACCUCCAGUGUUGUGACUGCUUAAUGAUGAUCACAGCUUUGGCACAGUGUUUUCUUGUUAAGGCGUUUCUUGAGCUGAGUUGGGAUUUUUACCAGAAAAGUCAGUUAAGUACGCCCGUGGAGCCCCAUACUUUGAUAAGUAAAUGCUGUCAACUUGUCAUUGUUGGGAAAGUUACCCUCACUUGUUUUGCACACCACGGCGCUUUAGAGGUCGGGGCAAUGGCAUUGCAGACUGUGAAGGACCAUAUCUGUAGUUUCCGAGGUUGACCUGUUUUUUUUUUUGUUUUGUUUUUUUUGUUUGUUUUUUUUCUACGGACUGAUAUGGAUCCUGAGUUAUAAAGUGCCCCAGCAGCACUUUGCUUGGUUCAGAAAUGAAUUGGUCCCAGUGGCGGGCCAGUGGUUACCAAAUGUUUGCUCAUCUGUUUCGGGACCUUGAUGGUAUAGCCAUGAUAAUCUCUCUAGCCCUUGGUCCAUAUCUCAGGAUAAAUGCACUCUGGUACCAAGAGUUCCUUUUAAAGGCUGUAAGUGGCUGUAAAUGGAGCUGCACACUCAAACACUCAGAGAGGAAAGCAAUGCCAACAUUACACAUACAGACCAAAAUAUGUUGGUUUUUAUCUCAUAUUCUUCUUCCUCAACUCUAAUAUUUCCUCUUCAUCUUGUUUUAGAGCUCAGCUUUGCUCCUUAAUGUGAGAUAUAAGCUGUUUAUGUUGUGUGUAGGCAUCACCUUAUAAGGAGGGGUAAUGACAGCAAUUUACAGUAGAUACAAUUUCCAACCAGAUAGUCAUCUGAGCUGAGCACAUAGAUUUUUACAAACAACUAAUUUUAAAAAGACAUUUUUACAAACGCCACCCUCACUUACCUUGUGUGCUUUCUCUUCUGGUUCCUGUCUCAGUCCCCGCUUGUUAUUGGCUCCAAACUAGUAGUCGGAUCGCUCUGUUUGGGCAGUUCAACCCAGAAUAAAAGGAGGGGCUGUGGGGUUUUUUUUUUUUGUUCUAAACUUAAUUCAGCUCAAGCAGAAUUUUCAUUUAACUUAAAUAUUUCCAUUUGGAUGACUUACUAAAAGUACCAUUCUAAUAAUUAAUUCAACUCAUCCGUUUUUUUUCUUUUAAAUGAGUCUGUAUCUUUGUAUCAUUCUGUGUUCCCUCUCUAAAUUCAGAUUUUUUUUUGAGGGUCCAUGAACAUAGCACAGGUGGAGCUCUCCAUGAGUUAUUUUUUUCUUCAGCAGCAGUUUGUGACUCCUGGGUGGAUAAUUGAUCUGUCGAUCUGUUCACAUUGCUCAGAUCGAUGGAUAAGAGGAGCAGCUGUUGCGAGUGAAUGCAAACUUUCAGACCUGGCAGAAUGAACAGUUAAGUUUGACUUUCAGUGCUUUCUACUGCUCCAUCUGUGCCCAGAGUAUCGUUCUCAGAGAGAAUGGUGAACGAAUACGCAAAUAGUGUAUUUCAGCAGCGCUUCUGAGGGACGAUCCAGCUAUAUCUAUUUGUGGGGGCACAUGUUUUAAUCAUGGCGGGCUGCCACAAAUAAGUGAAUGUGAGGGAAUCCCUACCAUACACAAAAAAAGUUAAAUUCUUCAUCAAAAGUUAAUGUUUUGACCAUUUUUGAUUAUAGCAUUAUUUUUCAGUUAUAACAGCAGAGAGAAAGGUGGAAGGUGAUGCAGAAAGUUCCUGCAAAACAGUGUCUUCUUUAUUAUUGCUUCUCGUAAUUUUUGUUUCUUCACUAAACCACACUUAAAUUUUAGUAAUGAUGGCCCAGAGAGAGCUUUUCAUGAGGAGAGAGGAGGUGAGACAAGUUCUGCCAGUGAGGCAAUGCUGAUAGGCUCAUAACUUUACACUCCCAUAGAGUUUGGCAACAUAGACAACAAACAUUUUCACAGUAUGGCACAGCAUUUUGAAAUCAGCGGAAAAAUGACUCAUCCCUAAUCCUGUUGUGUGACAUCACUUAUAGCUAAAUAUUGAGCCAUCUUGUGCCUGGAAGCUUCCAGAGUCUCACUGCUUUUCAACCCCGCUGCCCCCAAGCUUUGUGUUGUUUUAAUUGUUGCUGUGAUUGUUAGUUCACUCUUUAGUGAAGCAGCAUGAGAUGCUAGCUUGGGUUUUAGAACAUGUUUCAGCAGUAUGCGCAUUUUUAAUAUCUCUUGAAGGGUUUCUGUUUUUCCAAGUUUUCAUUUCCACUUCAAAAGUGAACCCAGUAGAAAUAUGUGUAUACGACUGCGUGUGUGAACGCAGCAGUGCAGCCGUCAUAUGUUUACUGCAUGCAUGUGUGUGUGUGUAUUUAAUGAGAGGCUUGCUCACAUUCAGCAGUGUAGUCUUAUCACCUCUACUGCAGCAGGAAACAGCACCAGAAAUCCGUUCUCAGGGUACAAUCAGUUUUCAAGAAGAGGAGGAGGAGAGAAAGUUACAAUAGCUCAGGCCUCUAGCUUCACAUGAAUAGUAGGAGUCACUGGAUCUGUUCUCCUCCCUUGAUGAUGUGUUUUUAAGCUGCCAAAGACCACAGUGGAACAAACUUAAACCCAGACACACAUCUAUCUUAAGUGCCCAUGUACACAUACACUGGCAGGAGGCUGGUCCAGUAUUCAUUCCUUCUCAGCACCUCCUUCUAUUCUGACAUUUUGUUCUUUUUUUCAGUGGUUCCACUCCACUUUUGGUUUCUUCCACUCAAUUCUGACCACUCUGUUGAUACACUAUGGGCCGUACUGUGCUGGACCAGGUUUCAACAGUCUGGUUGGUGUGAAAAGAGACCAAAGCAGACCUGUGUGUGUAAACAAAAAUUUGGCCAAUGUGAUGUUAGUGGCUGCACCCUAUGUUCCAAAAUGUAGGAUUUCACACUAGUGGCAUAAACUGUGUGUUAUGGGAGGUGUGGUUGGACAUUUAUAAGGGCGAGCAGCGUUGUCGCACAGCUUGUACAAUGUGGCCAAAUUCUUAUCUGUGAACAGCACUCAGGGUCCACACUGCAUGUUGCUGAGGCGUCGCAGAGCAAAGCCUUUCUAGUCCAGCGCAGUACACUUUUAAAGUGUGACUGAAGCACCAUAUUCUUCCCUCUCUCUCUUUGUUUCCAUCACCUGUUUCACUGUGAGGAGUGAGUGAAUGUAAUCUAAAGGCGAGGAGGACGAGCAGUGUGGUUUAAUCUCAGAACACGUCCGGGGCUAAACACUCCCUCUCAUGCUUCCUGAAGCUACUUUCUGACAGAUUGCAGCUUCCCAGCUGGGUCACAGGUCAGCGUGCCUGAUCUGAUAUGAUUCAUGGCGAGCCUGUGGCCAAGGUCAGAUUUGAUGGGAAGUUUUUAGUCCCUGGCUUUUGGAGCUGUAAAGUGAUUUGCUGCUAGAGAUCUGCUAGGAGCAGGACAUUCCACACAAGGAGGGGUCGCUCAGGCCAUCUGACUUGCAAACAGUUUACUACAUGGCUUAAGUUUCUGCAUGACAAUUAGACUCUGUGUUUUUUUGUUUUUUUUUUGCUUUGAAAGAGUUCUGUUAUUGAAAGGAAGCUAGUAAAGACACCAGAUUAGCGGCUGGUCUGAGCAGAGUGGAGGUGUGAUACCAUUUAGAUGUGGUUUUUUAAAGUGUCUCGACCCCUCAAAGGUCGACUUUCUAACGUGUGUUUCCCACAGUGCCAAGCUUUGCUUUCACAUGAUGCAUCCUGAGGCCAUUAUGGGGCCUUAACUGUCCGGCACACAAAAGGUCGCAAGUGUGAAAGCAGCUUACACUGACUGUGUGCUAAAUAUCAGGAAGAGCUUUCCAUGAAAUGAGUUGAUUUCACCCAUUUGAUCAGGUUAAAGAACACAACACAGUAAAGGAAGUUAAUCUGCGUAUUUAAGCACACACAUGAUGCACACAGGCCAUAUUCACUACACACACACAAUGAGUCUGGGCUGGGCCUAUUUAUACACCAUAUGCAGACAGAUGUUUGUGUAUGAGCAUACUGUGUACACAGAAAGACUGAUUGACACACAGCCAGCAGAGCCUUUUUUUAAUGAGUUCUGCCAUUAAAACAAUAGGGCUGAGGGCUCUCGAGGGGAGAUAAGGUGUCAGUUUUUCAGGAGACCAUUACCAGCAGUUACUGUUCAUCGAUGUGGUCGCAGCCAGUUCAGUCUGCCCUUUUGAUCUCUUUAUGUUUUGUUUUAGUUUAUUUUUUUAUUUCUGUGCUCUUUAUAUGCAUUCAUAGAGAAACCCUAGAAGAUAUCAAGGCCCCUGUGGCCUGAUGGGUAAUUGAAUCCACAGAGCUGGCCUCUAAUGUAAUCAAUCUGAUACAGUCGGCCCUUGACAGCUUAUUAAAACUGUUGUGAUCGCAAAACAGGGGUCGUCUGUCCUACCAGGCCCAUAAACCAAGAGACGACACUUCUCUGCUAAUACUUAAUAGCCAAUACUAACACACCACUGACACAGACAGAUGUGCGAGCGUGUUUUAUUGCAGUACCAAAGCAGCAGACUGUGUUAGAUCUGCAUCAGUGUAAACACACAGGACCAGUUUCACUUCCACUCUGAUCGUCGCUCAGACUCAAAGCCAACUUGAGAGUUUGUGGUGUCGACUCUCGGGAUGUGUGCAAUGUUUUGGAAAGUAAAAAAUAGCUGCAGAAAAGAGGUAGUAAGAUGGGCCUAAAAAGCUUCCCCUGACCUCUUUUCUGGAAGGAUCACUGUUAAGAGACGGGCUUUCCUCUUCACAAUGUGAGAUUUCAGAUGCUUCCUAGUGUUUGUUUGAUAUUUUUACCGAAAUGCUAAGACCAUAGACUACUAGCAGUACAUGCAAGACCUUGAAUAGGCUCACACCGGGCUGGACUCAUGCAGGAAUGUGAAGAAUCUCAUUAACACCCUGGUAUAUGUUUCUGUUACUUGGAGAAAAACACUGGAUGUGCAUUGCACUGGUAUCAAAUCAGUCCUGUGUAACAGAUAUGGAUAGGUGUGUGUAUAAAGCUUGAUAUAAUCUCAGUGAAGGUUCAAACAGGGCAAGGCCAUUAGCAGAAACUGAGAGCCUCAGAGGAAGUUUGGAUUCUCCAGUUUUCAAUUUCAUCCACAAAACUGAUUUUCCAGACAGCUGAUGAUGAUGAUCUCAGAAUACUGGUGAUGUUAAGGGUCUCGUCAUAUACUCGCCACAUUAUAUUUCUAGAGAAGAAACAACAAAAUGGCACUGAUAACCUGGCCAAACUCUGUCAGUAGCUGUGGUGCACACCCUGGAGGUUGGUGCAGCGCUGUGCUAUAUGAGUGAACUGAUAGAUAUUCAUGCUCAGUGUCAGCCAACUAUCUUCAUUUAGAUCUCAGCUACUGUGGCUCCGAUGUUUCUGGCUGCUAAACAAAGUCUUUCUUGUCAAGUCUGGAGAGCCAAACCUCCUAAUUAGCCAGGCAGGCAGGCCUGCUGCCCAGUCCAGCCUCACAACUAUGCAAGAGGAAUGCAUAUAAUCCACUCUUUUUUUUCAUUUAUUUUCAUUUAUUUUGUUCUUUUUCUAACUGUCACGCAGUAGAAAUGAAAACGUAAACUAAUAAGAACUUGCAAUGACAAUACUUGGCCUUAUGAUGAUUUAUGAAAUCUUAUCAUUUUUAGUUUUAAGAUCUUUUGAUUCUGGUCAGCCAGCCCAGCGACAGCAGCGGUGACGGCGGGCUCACUCUUGGUCUCUGUGAGACUGGCUAGAUGGCCCCAGUUUUAUCGUGGUACGAAUGUUGUGCAUUUGUUUAAAAUCAGGACAGUUUGCAAUAACAGCAGUCUUACUAGUGGCCACAAAGGGGCACAAGCAGUGCUGACAGCGCCCGGCUGCGUCUUUAGAAAACCAUAGAGGAAGAAAUAUAAACUAUAUAAAUAGAUAUAUAAACUCACACAGUGCAUAUUUGUAUAGGUAUCAACAAUGAAUUAUCGUGGUAUACUCUUAUGCAACACAUGUCCGGGUUCAAUUUAUGAACAUUUAUGAAGUAUAUUAUUGAAAAAAUCACACAGACUUUGUAAAUCAGAUGCUAUGUUGUUGUGUGUUUAUUUUUUUUUUCUUUGCGAAAAUGGUUUUACCAUCCUUAAUGUUGAAUAUUCUGAGCGUUAUGUUCCUGUGUGAUUGUGUUUGUUAAAGUGAGCACAUAGCAGUGGGUUUUAACGUCUUUCUGUAUGCAGGGAACCAGACGAAAGCCAAGAAAAACGGCUGGAGCAGAUUUCAAAUUACAUACCGCAUAUAAAAACGUUUCAUUCAUUUCUUGUGAAAUGAUACAUGCACAGUUUUACAAACAGUUACGUGAGCAGCAGCGUGGAUUAAGACUUCUAACCAGCAAAGUUCCACUCCAAAAACGUCCCUUUGUCCAUAUUUGUCCAUACAUGAGACUAUUGUAGCUGAGAACUCGGCUUAAUCUACAUCUGUGAGUAAAUUUAAAACUGAAACAAUAUAAAGCCGAUUUGAAACCUGCCCAGCUGUUUUUUUUUGUUCUUGUCUGCAGGGAAAGAAUCCUCUCCAGCUGAGAGGGCAGAUUUUUAUCAGAGACAACAGUGUUGAUCCAUGUUUUGGAGAAAAGGGAGGCUACGUUACAAACCUCCAUGUAAAACCUCUUAACUGACAGACGACCUACACUUGAGGGGUCAACCUGCCGAAUGUUGAUUUGAAUUAAUGUUGAAUGAAUGCUUCUCUUCUUUUAGUCAGUGAAUAAAAGCAUUAAAAAGUU